AUGGCAGAAAGAGUUGAUUACGAAAUUCGUGGAGCCUUUCAGAACGGAGGGGGAAAUGACACCUUUCGGCCAUACAUGAAAAACAGUAUUCCUAGACAAGUUUCAACCGAUACCAAUUAUUACGAUUUGGGAUGCUUGGAGUCUCCUUUGGAGUUAUGCCCAUCGGCCUUCAAAGAAGAUAACAGUAAAGAAGCAAAUCGAAUAUCUAUUCGAGAGUCAGAGACUCUUAAUAGAGAGUAUCAUGACAAUACAGCCGGAUAUAUAUUUGCGUCUAUCAACAGUGAGCCUCACGUACUCAGAUCAAGUAUCGAAACGGAAAGGAAGAGAUGUAAAAUUCAUGAUGGGUGCGUCAAUUCGGUGUCAACCACUAGUGAGAGAGAAGGCAAUAGCAACAAGGAGAGAGAACGUGCAGACGUUAAAGUGGGCAAAGGAUGUGAAGAGUGUCCUAACCAAAGAACAAUGGAUCAAAUGCAGGCACAGUUUGGGAAAUUGUGCAGAAUCGGUUACCUGGGAGGCAAUGCGUGGAAAACCACGGCUCCUCAAGAAACGUGUCGUUUUGUACACCCGCACUCUCGCUUUACCCAAAAAGGAACAUCAAUCACUGAAAGUCCUACAACCAUGUCUCAAGUGCAAUUGCGUGAAGGAAAAAAUGAAAGUUCAUCGUGUUGCAACAAUCCUUUCAUCUUAGUUGAUACAUUUGAAGAUAAAUCUCGUAUUGCAACCUUAAUUAAUUGUGAAGUUCUCGAUAGUGAUCCGAAAGAACUAGUUUAUUAUAUAAAAAGUGUUGCUGAAUUCGGCUUUAAUCAUAUUAUUACUAUUGGGGAGACCGACUCUGGGAUAAUCUUUUUAGAUUGUUUUGGUCGUGUUUUUCAGUGGGAUGAUGAGAGUGUAAAGUUAUGGCCAUUGGGCAAUACUCCUGAAGAGGUAGCGAAACACCCAAUUGUAGGGGAAGAUCAGUUGGGAUGGUUUGUAAUGAAUGGAAUUGUAUAUGAGUAUUUUAGGAAAUGGGAAGAUGUGUAUUAA
Messenger RNA from Funneliformis geosporum, 1023 nucleotides. NCBI's taxonomy places the organism in Eukaryota, Fungi, Glomeromycota, Glomeromycetes, Glomerales, Glomeraceae. The record is from the annotation of a GenBank genome assembly.